Molecule: messenger RNA, 1186 nt
Organism: Ostrinia nubilalis (European corn borer)
Lineage: Eukaryota; Metazoa; Arthropoda; Insecta; Lepidoptera; Crambidae
Product: cytochrome c oxidase assembly protein COX18, mitochondrial
Exons: 1
Coding region: 99-1169 (356 amino acids)
Biological process (GO): mitochondrial respiratory chain complex IV assembly; protein insertion into mitochondrial inner membrane from matrix
Cellular component (GO): mitochondrial inner membrane
Molecular function (GO): membrane insertase activity
Source: RefSeq, a predicted model, not a curated record
UCUGACAUUACGUCAGUCGGUAAAAUAGUAAACAGAUUUCUAAUUGUAGGUUAUGUUAUUUUGAUUCAAAAAGAAUCAAAUAAAAUUGAUAAAAUAAUAUGUAUUCUUACAAAUUAGCCCGCCUAAUAGCAUAUAACCAUAUGCCAAAACUCCGGACUUACAGUGUCUUGUGUAACAAUGUAGAUGUAAGGAAAAACGAAGUGGGUUACAACCAUAAUAACUUUUUGCAAAAUACUACAUUUAUUCCGAUUCUAAAUCAACGCAAACAUUUGUCAGUGGAUGGAAUCGUAAAAUGGCAACAAGAAACGUAUGCCAGUAUAUCUAACAGCAACCCGGUUCAUUUCAUACAAGAUGGAUUACUGUCUUUCCAUGAAAUCACAGGACUAUCUUGGUGGGCAACAAUAAUUACUUCAACUAUUCUGAUUCGCUCACUGAUGACAUUACCCCUUACAGUCUAUCAGAACUACAUACUUGCAAAAGUUGAAAACAUUAGUUUGGAACUUCAAGAUAUGGUCAAUGAACUUAAAAAAGAAACCGCAAUGGCAAAAAAGAUGUAUAAGCUAACAGAUAAACAAGCAGUAGCUAUUUACAAGUCAUCCCUAAAAAAACAAUGGGUCAAGUUAGUUGAGAGAGAUAACUGUCACCCAUUCAAAGCCAGUUUAAUUAUCUGGGUACAAAUUCCUAUAUGGGUGUGCAUGUCCUUUGCAUUGAGAAAUCUAGUUUACAUGCAGUCAGGUGAUGCUGCUGCUUUGGUCACCCUUAUGGAAAUGUCUGCAGGUGGAAUAGGAUGGAUACCCAACCUGACUGAACCAGAUCACUCAUGGAUAUUACCAGUUGCUCUAGGGUUGACAAAUCUUUCCAUAAUUGAAAUACAGAGGUUGUCCAAGUUACGAAAACCCUCUAAAAUGUACAAUGUAUUUACAAAUGUAUUCAGAGUAUUUUCAAUAGUAAUGAUACCUGUGGCAGCUAGUGUUCCUUCUUGCAUGUGUCUUUACUGGGUCACAUCAAGUGGUGUUGGGCUUGUACAAAAUCUGAUUCUCAUCUCUCCCACUGUGAGAAGGAAAUUGGGAAUACCAGAAGCACCAAGUGAACUUGAAGAUCCCUAUAACCAUAUAAAAGAAGAAUUAAGACAAUCAAUUGAAAAAUUCAUACCAAAAAGAAGUCAAUAAAAUAUUUUGAAUUGCAA